Molecule: messenger RNA, 11216 nt
Organism: Coregonus sp. 'balchen'
Lineage: Eukaryota; Metazoa; Chordata; Actinopteri; Salmoniformes; Salmonidae
Source: the annotation of a GenBank genome assembly
CCAUGUGCUCCAUGAACAAUCCAAACUGGGUGACCUUCGAGGAUGAGGGUACUAUAUCUACGACCCCUUCUUUGGCCUCCUUGAAGAUCCCAGGGAGUGGGACAAAGUUGGCCUUAACACCCCUGAAGUCACCAGGGGCAAAGACAGGGUCACUCCCUUCCUUUGCCUCUACAGCCCUGAAGACACCCCCAGGUAGUGUGACAAUGACAGGGUUAAAAACAGUCCCCCGUCCCAAUGGCCUAAAGCUGGUACUCCCCCCAGUGGGAGAUCCAUCCUGGAGCUUCAGCAGUUCCCUUGAAUUCAGCUCCCCUCCAAUGCACUUUAACAUCAACGGAAGUUCCUGUGUGCCCUGCAACACUCCUCUCUGCACUCCGGUGAGGGAGGCUCCUCCUAGCGGUGCAUUACCUUUCCAUUGCAGGUGCUGGGAUCAGCACGACUUCUUCCGUAGUUUCUCCAGUUCAUCCUCUGCCUCUGCCACCAUACCUUCUUCUUCUCCUCCCCCAGGCCUAGACCAGGCCACCCCCACUGGCACCACCCCACAUCCCCAGAGUGACAUCUCUGUCUCCGAUGGCCCCGGUCCCUUCCCUUCCUUCCAGGGGGACCCGGGACAUUUCAACCAGUUCUGGGAGGGGGCUGGUGGGCAUAGCAUGGACUCUGGGAGCUCCUCUUCUGACUCUGAGUCUGGAGGUUCUAGUCUGCCUCGCUUCUUCAUCAAGCCGAAUGACGGCAACGAGCGUCCUCGACCAGACGACUUCCAGAGCUCCUACUCCUACAUCUGCCACAAACUGGAGGGCCUGCGGGCUGAGGAAGACCAUGAUACAGAGGAAGGAGUAGUGGUGGAUAGAGGGGAGAGGAGAGGAGUGAGAGACAGGGAGGACGUCAGGGAGGGACCAUCGGCAGCCUUCGUCUCUCACAGUCUGUUCCGUAGCGAGAAGAGAGACGGCUGGUCUUUAAUGCUGAGGAUCCCGGAGAAGAAAAACCGAAUGUCGUCCCGACAGUGGGGCCCCAUUUACCUGCGUCUGCUGUCUGGAGGGGUGCUCCAGAUGUACUAUGAGAAAGGACUGGAGAAGCCCUUCAAAGAGUUCCAGCUGCAGCCUCACUGCAGGUUGUCAGAUCUCAAGCUGGAGAGCAACGGAGAGCCUCGCAAGAUCCAGACAGUGAAGGUGGAAUACGUGUCUUACACAGAGAAGAAGCGCUACCACCCUAAGGUAAGAGGGGCAGACACAAUUUGUUUUUAAAUCACGUUUAAAAAACACCUUUUUAUUAUUGUUAUAGAUAUCAUCGUAUUGUUUUACUGUGUGUUGCGAUUUUAAAUACAUCAAGUCUGAUUUGAUUUGAAGCUGGAGGUGUCCCACGAGGCCGAGGUGGAGCAGCUGCUGAAGUUUGGAACCACGGAACACUGCGACAUGGAGGACCUGUUAGAGACCAUGGAGGAGGAGAUUCUCAGGCUGGCUCCGCCCCUGUCGCAAAAACGGCCCUACGAGGAACAGGAAAUGACACUGCAGAUCACAGACCACCUCUGGGUGCAGCUGGACAAAGUACAUUCACUUCAUCUUUCACUACCAUACAACUACUGUAAGAUAGCACACACAUUCUCUUCAGGAAAUGUACCUUUGUUAGUGUAGUUCAUUGUUAUUUCAGCAUUAUUACAGGUAUUACAGGUCAUUAUUAAAAACUGAUGAAUUACUUGCUGUUACUUAUUAUAUAAAACAUUGAUAGCCUAAAUAAGAAGGUUAUACAUUUCUAUGAAUGUCUUUUUGCUAAAAUCUUUCACAAAAAGUAUUCCUUACCUCCUAUUUUGACAUAUUGCUCCUUGGGGAUCAUUUUUUGCCACUCGACCUCUCAAUGACUAAAAUCUUAAAAUACAUUUUUCAAGGAUGGUGUGGUGAUGGACAGGGCAGCCAUGACGAGGAUCUACUGCCUGGCGUUCCUCAACGGACCAGGGGAGUGCUUCCUGGCUCUCAACGACCUGGGGCUCCUCCGCUUCGACGCCAGCUACGGCUCUGGCUCUGAGGAGGUUGGGUAUUAGUUUCUUAACACACAUAUCAACACAAACAUACAAUUUAACUUGCAUAUCAAAAGACAACACGAUUAGUAGAAUCAUCCAGGAUGACACAAAUAAGUCAAGACUUAGGUCUAUUUCCAUUCUGGUCCUCUAAUUUCCAUUGUGGUCUUUUAGGACGACCUCCUGGAGGGCUGGAUGGAGAUCAGCGACUGCCACUUCCACAAGUGCAUCAAUGGCCUGGAGUUCCACAGGUCCCGGCUGCUCAAGUUCUCUCCUCCGGACGCCUGUAGAGUAGAGCUGAUGCGCUACAAGACGUUAGCCCUGGGAUGUACAGAGUUACCGUUCUCCGUCAAAGCCGUGGUGACUGUCCAAGGGGCCUACGUGGAACUCCAAGCCUUUCUCAACAUGUCAGCCGCCUUCCCGUCAUUUACCGGAGUGUCGGAGACUGAACCGCUCUGCGAGAAUGUUCUGAUCCGUGUGCCGGUACCGGCGGACUGGGUCAAGGUGUCGCGCACUGUGACGUUGCUACGACGGAAGUCACUGACAGCCAGGAUGAACCGGAACGUGUGUCUGGGGUCGGUCAGUGCUGUGGAGUCACAGCCGGUCAUGCAGGUUACUGUGGGGACAGUCAAGUAUGAGAAUGUGUACUCAGCCAUGGUGUGGAGGAUUGACAGACUGCCUGCUAAGAACAUGGGUAAGGACUAAGAGGAAGAGUCUGGCUGUCUUUGAUGAUCGAUUGAUGAUGGAGGUCUAUUGAUAAUCUCUUUUUGUAUGGAAUGCUGGCUUAUUCUGACUUGGCUUUAUUUUACAUGUUACAUUUACAACUUACUGAAAUAUGUUUCAAUAUAAGCUAUGUUCAAAUGUAACUUAUGUUCCCUAAUCAGUUUAGCUAAAAUACAUAAACUCUUUAUAGUAUUAUGGUUUUUUAUACUACAGCUUGGCUAAAUAAAUACUAAAUUCUGUUGUUUGCAUUGUGCCAGAGGAUGGAGACCUGUAUCUUUCAGAUUCUGCUCAUAGUGCUCCCCCAAGUGCUAGGAAUUGUUAACUACACAUGAUCAAUUUUCCCUCUCACAGCAGUAGAAACUCCCCAAACCUUCUCCUGUAAGUUAGAGCUCGGUUCGGAUCAGGAGAUCCCCACUGACUGGUAUCCGUUUGUCACGAUGGAGUGUGAGAUGGUGGGGGCCGUGGUCUCACAGACCAGAGUGACGUCACUGGGCACAGACAGUGACGUUCAGCCUCAGAAACAUGUCACCAGUAGGACCCACUAUCAUUGUCAGGUAAGGCCUGAGAUAUUAUUAUAUUAGAUAACAAGUUUAAUAUCUAUAAUGUUUUGUAUUUAUAAUGCUGUUUAAUAUCUAUAAUGCUGCUGUUGAUCUUAUUUUUGGUCGUUUCUAUUUUGAUCUAUUUUUGUUAGUUCCCAAGCAGAAUCUAGCUUUGCGAUUAAUAAGGGUACUGGGUAUAUAUUUCAGCCAACACAAAAUGUUGUCUAAAAUUCCGUAGUUAUUACUGUGACACCAGCUGACAAAGCUGGUCCCAUACUGCAUGUGCUGUCGUGUAGCAAACUCUUCUAUCGUUCUCCUGCCCCACUGGGCACACACUGGUUGAAUCAACGUUGUUUCCACGUCAUUUCAAUGAAAUGAUGUUGAACCAACGCGGGAAUAGAUGUUGAAUUGACGUCUGUGGCCAUAGUGGUUAUUCCAUAAUGAAACUGAACCGUAUCGGUCUGUCCUUUUUAUAGGUGGAAAUUGAGAAGAAGUGGAUUGAGACAGAAGCACAGAGGCAAUCAGGCUGCACAACACAGUAAUGAUGAUCAUCAAGGAAGUCUUACAGGAUCAAGUCUCACAUUACCAUACUCCCAAGUCUCAUUCGUCGUGAGGAAGCCUUGAAUCGAGACACAGGAUGCCUUGAUCCAAGACAUUUUGCCAACCGAACUCAUCCUCCCUGUUUCAAUACAAGGACAUAACCUACAUUUGGCUGAUGAAAACUUGUUUUUAUAUUGUGUGUUCUUUAUGUACAUCUUAUCACCUAUAAGCCUGACAUUCCAUAAUAUUGUUUGGCCCUGUUGUAACCCUGUGUAUGGUUAUUAACAUGUUGUAACCUAGCCUGGGUGCCAGACAUGACAAUUCUGUAAGGAGUUGGCAAGAGAGCAGAAAAAGACUGGCAGCCAGGCUAGGUGUAACCUACAUGGUAGAAUAGAAGUAGGCUACAACAAACUAAAAUAUUACUAUUGGAGGAACGAAGAACCCAACACAAAGCCCUACCAUCACAAUGCACUUUACAGUUCUCUCAGAAGAUUAUUCAUUGUGAAAUGACAGGAGGUUGCAGAAGCUCUCUUUAUAAAAUAGGAAAUAACUUGUAACCUUGUAGACUUGCAUUUAACACACUCACAGGGCCGGUUUCCCGGUCACAGAUUAGGCUAAACCUUGUCCUGGACAAAAAAGCACUUUCAAUGGAGAUUGUCAUUGUGAUUGCAUUUUAGUCCAGGACAAGGCUCAAUCUGUGUCUGAGAAACUGCCCCAUUGUGUUUAGGCCUAUUUCCAAUAACUAUUUGGAAUGUAUUUUCAAUGAAGGAAAAAUUGGGUUGAUCCCCUAAUUUGUUGUUUAGCUAGCUGACCAUGGCCUUUUUGAACAACUAAGCAUGUGCACUCAUCUCUUAUUUUCCCAUAGGUCAAUAUCAUUGAUUUAUGGUUAUAUAACCCUAGGGAUGCAGGAAUGGUCUGCAUUCACACAAAUAAAACGAUAUAACUAAAAGUAUUAAACGUAUUGUAUGUGUAUAUGACUUCAGUGCUAGUUAUAAGUAAAACAAAUUAAAGAAAUUUGUUUUUUAUGCAUGCGUUCGUGUGAAGAGGGGAGGGGUAGAACAAAUGUAGAGGUCAAAUGUCACACACCUGUGUUGGCGUGGACAGUCUGCAGUUUGAAGUAGCUAGCUAGCUGUUUGUAGUUAAUUAAACCAAGGUCUGCUGUAUCAAUGUACAUCUAGGAAAGAAAGACCAAAACCACAGAUGUGUUCAUAUUGAAAUAGAUCAUUCCCGUCAAUAUUUUCCGUUUGUGUGCUGUCAUCUGCCUAACUAACUAACUAGCUAGCUAGCUAUCUUGCUUACCUCGCGCUAGCUUGCCAGACCAAGGCAGCCGAUCAUCUUAGACCUUCAAAAUGCUAUCAAAUUCAAGUAAUGUGGUAAGGAACAAGUAGCCCAGAAACGGAUCAUUAUGUUGUUGUUUUGGUUAGUUAGUACCUUGAUAAUUUGUCACAACAUAGCCAUGUCACUAACUUUACUCUUCUUGAUUGCCAAACGGUCAAUUAGCCAAAUAGCUAACGUUAGCAACAACUAGUUAACUACAUACUGUUAACUAGCUAACUAAUGGUGCUUCCUUGUAUCCUCCUUGAAAACCCCUCCAGCCGAAGCUCUACCUGUCCAUCAUAGAUGAUGUGAUUGAGAGCAUGCGGGAGCUGUUUCUGGAUGAAGGACUGGAGGACCGUGUCCUUGAUGACCUGAGGCAGGUGAGUGGGACUUUACCUGGACCAAGGAUUUGAAAAAGCGCGAUCUUCUCCCCUAGUACAUAUCGACUCAAUAUCGCCAUCCUUUGGGAUACUUCUCCCAUUUCGCCAAGCUGACGUUAGUCCUCCCUGACUGGAAUGACUUCACUUUGUCACGCACAGUGGACUAAACUGCCAUCUUCACAAAAAAUAACUGCAAUCAUGGAAGUAUAUAAAUACUGCAGAAUAUACAGUAUCACAUUGAAGUGUGUAGUUUUGAAGACCUACAUGUUGAAAUCAAGAAAAGAGCAUAGGCCCUACUGCAGUAAUACUAUUGCUGUGUAACUGGAACUGCAAUCAUAUUUGAUAUGGCUUAUGUUCUGUCAAAUCAACUAACUAGCAAACCAACAUUUUAUUUAUUUAAUCUGUAGCUCUGGGAGUCAAAGAUUCUGCAGUCCAAAGCAGUGGAUGGCUUGGCCCUCAUGAAGAACACCAUCAGCUCAUCCAACUUUGUGCUGCAGCUCCCUCCAAACUAUGGACAGACUUUUACAAAACCUGCAGGUAGUAAGUUGGUCAUGUUUUUAUGUCCAAGGGUACUUUCCAAUUAUCUCCUUCCUCCCAAAGUGUGCACUUGUUCACUUCGCUUCACUGGAAAUAUGGUGGAAACUCCCUCCCAUGCCUCCACCAAUCCAAUGCUUUUAGAUUUGUUGGAAGAAGUGUAACAGUGUAAACUUCAGGAAAAUUAGGUAUUAUUGGGACGCACCCAAAGACUUCACCGCACCCAUUGCUAUCCAGGCCUAUGUCACAAAUCAAUGAGUUGAUUAUUAUUAUUAUAUUAUUAUUGAUCCACCAUAUAGGGUAAUGGUUGCAUUUUCUACACUGUGUGAGUGUUAUGAUUAGUUUCUCGGGUAUCAAAGAAUCAAGGAUGCAAGGAUAUACUUAGACACUUUGUAGACAGUUAAUGCAAAUGUUUAAUGAUCGGUACCGUGUUCAUUACAACAAUGAACAGAGCUUUGCCCUUGGUGUUACGAACUAACUUGAACAAAGAAGACACUCUACCUUAUAUACCCUUUAUUACCCUCUUCCUGGCAUACAUCUGGUAAGUCUCCAUGGGCACUCCCUGUCUUUGAUGUUCAUCACCCUUACCCCAAGUCAGUAUUCUGUCCAUCAAUCAUGCUGUCCUAAACAUCAGUAAUCUACUUUGACAUAAUGGAAUGUAGACUUUCUGUCUCCUAACCACUUAUCUAGUAACUCUAACCUGUUCCCCACGAUACUAUGACAUGACAUCAUUACACUAUAAAAACAUCAUAUCAGUGAGUUAAUCAGGCCAAUUGAUUAUUGAAUGCAGAUCGCUAUGCUACUUAUUUAAUUGAUUAGCCUAAUCAUUCCUUCCCUCUUUCUUCUUUCAUCCCCAGCCUCUAUGGUGAUCCCUGCAGGUCAACACAUCCAGAGUUUCACAGCUAAGGCAAGUUACACAAAACUGUCCUACAUUUGAAGUACUUAACUUUUGUUGUGCAUAAUAUCUGCAAACCGCUGUUUGGAAGAAGAGCUUACUGGUAGCCUGUAGACAAAAUAGCUUACUGGUAGCCUGUAGACAAAAUAGCUUACUGGUAGCCUGUAGACAAAAUAGCUUACUGGUAGCCUGUAGACAAAAUAGCUUGCUGGUAGAGGUAGAUUUACAAUUUAGUCCUUCAACUCAAGCUAGUAAGGUACGACAACCACAUAUCACUGUCAUAGUAUGUAAAACUUCCUUCAAAAUAUGUGUAUAAUGUUGGAGCCAAACACUGAUUGAUAUGUCAAGUUGUCAAUAAGGAGUUAAGAAGCUUGAUCAGAGCCAGGUCAGCACCAAUGAUCAGAGCCAGGUCAGCACCAAUGAUCAGAGCCAGGUCAGCACCAAUGAUCAGAGCCAGGUCAGCACCAAUGAUCAGAGCCAGGUCAGCACCAAUGAUCAGAGCCAGGUCAGUACCAAUGAUCAGAGCCAGGUCAGUACCAAUGAUUGUUUUGUGGCAGUAGUAGCCUAUUACAUCUGACUGAGAGCGCAGCCUUUACCGGCACUCUGGUUUAACCAGGCUGGCCUAUUCCUACUGACUCAGAACUAGGGAAACCACCUCCUUGACCUCGUGGUAAUGAUCACACCAGGAUAACACUCCUUUGGCUCCUUUAGCAGCAGUAGCUAUUAAACCCCACCGAGAGAUUGACCUGGGAGAACUUAUGUGGUUCUGUACACACCAGGUCUGGGAUGGCACUAUAUUAACCAUACAAAGGAUGGGGAGAUGGGGCACACUUUCAUUUAGGCCUAGAUAUGGGCAGAGCGCAGGAAGGUAGAAAGAAAGUCAGUCUCUAGAGCAUCCUGUUGUUGGGCAGCCUGGGUUGUCAGUCUCUAGAGCAUCCUGUUGUUGGGCAGCCUGGGUUGUCAGUCUCUAGAGCAUCCUGUUGGUGGGCGGCCUGGGUUGUCAGUCUCUAGAGCAUCCUGUUGUUGGGCGGCCUGGGUUGUCAGUCUCUAGAGCAUCCUGUUGUUGGGCAGCCUGGGUUGUCAGUCUCUAGAGCAUCCUGUUGUUGGGCAGCCUGGGUUGUCAGUCUCUAGAGCAUCCUGUUGGUGGGCGGCCUGGGUUGUCAGUCUCUAGAGCAUCCUGUUGUUGGGCAGCCUGGGUUGUCAGUCUAUAGAGCAUCCUGUUGGUGGGCGGCCUGGGUUGUCAGUCUCUAGAGCAUCCUGUUGGUGGGCAGCCUGGGUUGUCAGUCUCUAGAGCAUCCUGUUGGUGGGCAGCCUGGGUUGUCAGUCUCUAGAGCAUCCUGUUGGUGGGCAGCCUGGGUUGUCAGUCUCUAGAGCAUCCUGUUGGUGGGCGGCCUGGGUUGUCAGUCUCUAGAGCAUCCUGUUGGUGGGCAGCCUGGGUUGUCGGUCUCUAGAGCAUCCUGUUGGUGGGCGGCCUGGGUUGUCGGUCUCUAGAGCAUCCUGUUGGUGGGCAGCCUGGGUUGUCAGUCUCUAGAGCAUCCUGUAGGUGGGCGGCCUGGGUUGUCAGUCUCUAGAGCAUCCUGUAGGUGUUAUUGCGGGUGUAGUGAAAUGCUUGUGCUUCUAGCGCGACAGUGCAGUAAUAUCUAACAAGUAAUAUCUAACAAUUUCACAACAUAUUGGUGGGCGGCCUGGGUUGUCAGUCUCUAGAGCAGGGUUUCCAAAACUCGGUCCUCAUGACCCCAAGGGGUGCACGUUUUGGUUUUUGCCCUAGCACUACACAGCUAAUUAAAAGAAUAAACGAAUCAUCAAGAUUUGAUAAUUUCAUCAGCUGUGUAGUGUUAGGGCAAAAACCAAAACGUGCACCAUUUGGGGUCAUGAGGACCGAGUUUGGGAAACGCUGCUUUAGAGCAUCCUGUUUGUGGGAAGCCAGGGUUUUCCUUCUCCCAUCUGCCUCUCCUUUUCAGAGGGGUCUAAUUUCAUUUGUUAAGUAGCUACCUACAGCACAUUUGAGUACAUCAGAACAGUCCCAGUUGUUUGACUUUAGCAGGCCUAGUGGCAGGGAUCAUGUUGUAGAAGUCAUAUUGAGCUGAACAGGAUACUUUCUUACCUGUAUGAUGACCUACUACAGUAACUCUGUUUUUUGUAAGUCGCUCUGGAUAAGAGCGUCUGCUAAAUGACUUAAAUGUGAAUGUUUUAUGAAAUGAGUCAGGCUAAUUGUUAUGAGUUUUUAACACUAGAAGGGCCGAGGCAGUCAUUUUGACUGCAUAUUUAUUUAAAAUGGAAAUAUCUGCCAUUUUUAAAGUCAUGCCCCCCUCCGUCCUUAAGGUUUCCUAAAUAAGUCCAUUUAACACACAUUGUUAGAAUGUCUAUCACAAACUGAGUCUGUUAUAAGCUGUUUUAAGAGGACCUGUUGUUUUUAGACUUACAGUAUCUAUAUCUAGCGUUCACCUGGUCAGUCGGUCAUGGAAAGAGCAGUAAUGUUUUGUACACUCCGUUUUUUUUUUUACACACCUGAUAUGGUUCAUAUAUAGAAUGAAGGCCGGCACCAAUGAUCAGAGCCAUUACAUUUACAUUUAUAGUCAUUUAGCAGACGCUCUUAUCCAGAGCGACUUACAGGAGCAAUUAGGGUUAAGUGCCUUGCUCAAGGGCACAUCGACAGAUUUUUCACCUAGUUGGCUCUGGGAUUAGAACCAGCGACCUUUCGGUUACUGGCACAAGGCCGGCACCAAUGAUCAGAGCCAGGCCGGCACCAAUGAUCAGAGCCAGGCCGGCACCUAUGAUCAGAGCCAGGCCGGCACCAAUGAUCAGAGCCAGGCCGGCACCAAUGAUUGUUUUGUGGCAGUAAGUAAGCUGUUUUAAGUUUGGACACACAUACUUGUUCAAGGGUUUUUCUUUAUUUUUACUAUUUUUUACAUGGUAGAAUAAUAGUGAAGCUAUAAACUAUGAAAUAACACAUAUGGAAUCAUGUAGUAACCAAAAAAGUGUUAAACAAAUAAAAAUAUAUUUUAUAUUUGAGAUUCUUCAAAUAGCCACCCUUUGCCUUGAUGACAGCUUUGCACACUCUUGGCAUUCUCUCAACCAGCUUCAUGAGGUAGUCACUUGGAAUGCAUUUCAAUUAACAGGUGUGCCUUCUUAAAAGUUAAUUUGUGGAAUUUAUUUCCUUCUUAAUGCGUUUGAGCCAAUCAGUUGUGUUGUGACAAGGUAGUUGGUAAAAGACCAAGUCCAUAUUAUGGCAUGAACAGCUCAAAUAAGCAAAGAGGUCAGUCAAUACGGAACAUUUCAAGAACUUUGAAAGUUUCUUCAAGUGCAGUCGCGAAAACCAUCAAGCGCUAUGAUGAAACGGGGUCUCAUGAGGACCGCCACAGGAAAGGAAGAGCCAGAGUUACCUCUGCUGCAGAGGAUAAGUUCAUUACAGUUACCCGUCUCAGAAAUUUCAGCCCAAAUAAAUGCUUAACAGAGUUCAAGUCACAGACACAUCUCAACAUCAACUGUUCAGAGGGGACUGUGUGAAUCAGGCCUUCAUGGUCGAAUUGCUGUAAAGAAACCACUACUAAAGGACACCAAUAAGAAGAAGAGACCUGCUUGGGCCAAGAAACAUGAGCAAUGGACGUUAGACCGGUGGAAACUUGUCCUUUGGUCUGGAGUCCAAAUUUGAGAUUUUUAGUUCAAACUGCGGUGUCUUGGUGAGACGGGGUGUGGGUGAACAGAUGAUCUCCGCAUGUGUAGUUCCCACCGUAAAGAAUGGAGGAGGAGGUGUUAUGGUGUGUGAGUGCUUUGCUGGUGACAGUCAGUGAUUUAUUUAGAAUUCAAGGCACACUUAACCAGCAUGGCUACCACAGCAUUCUGCAGUGAUACGCCAUCCCAUCUGGUUUGGGCUUAGUGGGACUAUAAUUUGUUUUUCAACAGGACAAUGACCCAACACACCUCCAGGCUGUGUAAGGGCUAUUUUACCAAGAAGGAGAGUGAUGGAGUGCUGCAUCAGAUGACCUGGCCUCCACAAUCCCCCGACCUCAACCCAAUUGAGAUGGUUUGGGAUGAGUUUGACCGCAGAGUGAAGGAAAAGCAGCCAACAAGUGCUAAGCAUAUGUGGGAACUCCUUCAAGACGUUGCUACGACGGAAGUCACUGACAGCCAGGAUGAACCGGAACGUGUGUCUGGGUUCGGUCAGUGCUGUGGAGUCACAGCCGGUCAUGCAGGUUACCGUGGGGACAGUCAUGUAUGAGAAUGUGUACUCAGCCAUGUUGUGGAGGAUUGACAGACUGCCUGCUAAGUACAUGGGUAAAGAC